CGGCGACAAGAUGGCGUUCUAAACAUGAAGUUUUGAGUUAGGCUACUGCAUAUUUUUUUACAUAGGAUUACAAGAAACAACAAAAUGCCGCUUGGACCGUUUGGUGAGGUGGUCGGUACCACUGGUACCCUAGAGUCACUAACUGCGGAAGCAUUACAAGAAUACAAGACAAAAGUCAUCGCACCACGGAAUCCCAAACUCAUCAGGGAUGAUGACCCUGAACAUAAGAUGACCCCAAGCAAGUUCCUAUUUGACAUGUCUAUGGACACUGACCAGAAGCUGGCCAAUACUCGGACAAUGCGGAUCCCUCGUAAGGUGGAGCUUCUUGACAUGGGGGAAACAUCACUACAGAAGUUUUCACAAGUGAACAUUGAUGAGCCGAUGUUCCAGCCAUUUCCAUCUGAGAUCUACUUCCAGAACUUCGAACCCUAUGAAACAUAUGAGAUCCCAUUUGUACUCAGAAACAAUGAUAAGGUACCCCGGCUUGUAAAGGUGACACAGGCUAAUUCUCCCUACUUCCAAAUCAUCAGCCCCCAUGAUGUGGGCCACAAGGUCGGGCCAGGUCUCCCUACCACCUUCAAAAUACAGUUCAUGCCAGAUGAGAAGAAGGACUACACCCAUGAGCUGGUGUGUAUUACGGAGAGGGAGAAGUUUAUUGUACCAGUGAAGGCAAUCGGGGCCCGUGGAAUCCUGGAUUUCCCCGAUGAGAUCAACUUCCCAGUCUGUCCAAUCAAGUACCCAAACUCAAAGACGCUCCUCAUCAGAAACAUUGGCAACAAGGAUGCUAAAUUCACCCUCACUGUAGACAAACCCUUCUCAGUUAGUCCUGACAUUGGCGUCCUGCCUGUGAAGGAGAGUAUGCAGGUGACUGUGGACUUCCAGCCCCAGCAGGGAGGGGACCACAAGGCCGACCUGGUGCUGCACUAUGACACAGGAGAGGAUGUGUUUAUAUCCUUAUAUGGAGCUGCCCAGGACUCCAAUGUCAGACUUGACAAGAACUCCAUCCGAAUUGAGAGCACAUUUAUCUCAAUGGCCAAUGAGAGAACAGUGACGAUCCACAACCGAUCAGACGUCAUAGCACAUUUCCACUGGUCAGGGUAUGCCACACAGGAAGAAGAAGAUCAACACAAGCUCAUGCGUCAGAUUGACCUUGACAGAGAGGAAAGGACGGACACUGACCGUUUCUUGGAGGAGUGUGUGACUGACCCCACCCUCCGGGACAAGCUGUCCAUCCUGGGGAGGACCUUCCAGAACAGGAAGAGGAUGGUAUCGGAUGACAAGCUGUUGUUCAAUGAUGACGUCAUCAAGCUGGAACCUGUGGAAGGGGACAUUUGGCCCAACUCAUCCUUCAAUGUCAACGUCAUCUUCAAGCCCCGAGAAGCUAAAACAUACACGCAUACUGCAUUCUGCAACAUCACCGGCCGGGAGAGCAGGUUGCCUCUGCGUAUCCGAGGUGAGGGCAACGGACCCCAAGUGGAAUUCUCGUUUGAAACAUUGAACUUGGGGAAUAUAUUUAUCGGUUCUACUCACACGUAUGAGGUCGUCCUUGCCAACAAGGGUGAUAUUGAUGCUAUAUUCAGUGUGAUGCCAAAGUCCACAGUGUUUGGGCCAUGCUUCCAGUUUAACCCCUCAGAGGGAAUUGUCAUGCCGGGAGGCCAUCAAGCCAUUCAGAUCAAGUUCCGCAGCCCCUAUCUGGGAGACUUUCAGGAGGAAUUCCAGUUCCAGGUUGAUGGUUCCCCGGAACAGCUUCAGAUCACCUUCAUAGGAUCUGUGAUUGGCCCCACAUUCCAGUUCAAUGUGCCAAAGUUGAAAUUCGGAACAGUGUCAUACGGGUUUCUGAACACCCAGUACUGUACACUGAUGAACACUUCCCUCGUCCCCAUGACCUUUCACCUCCGUGUGCCAGGGGAUGGAACGAACGAUAGUAUAUGUAGUACCAGUGACCUUGACCUUAACCGUAGUGAGCUUGGAUCAAUGGUAGUAAGUUCUCCAAGAGAGUUUGAGAUUGUUCCAUCAACUGAGACAAUUCCUCCUCAGAGUGAGAUCAAGGUGACAGUCAACUUUGUGUCCAACACAGUCAAGAAGUAUGAUGUGUCGCUGGUGGUGGACGUAGACAAUGUUGGAGAGGAGAUCCUGACUCUACCGUUACAGGCGAAAUGUGUCGUGCCGUCCAUAACAGUACUGAGUCCCAUCCUGGACUAUGGACGGUGUUUCCUCCGCCACCCCUACGAACAUCGCAUCAAAUUGCACAACGACAUGGACCUUCAAGCCAAGUACGAACUGGUACCACAGAAAGACAUCAUACCACUAGAGGGCGCUCCUAUACUAUACCACAGCCCCCAGACAAAGGGCAUCAUCCCACCCCACUGUGUGAUGGAGGUACCGCUGCUGGUGGAGGUGCAGGCCUUGGAGGAGCAGGACAUCCCGGUCUACAUCCGCAUCUUCGGAAGUCAGGAACCUCCACUGCCAGUCCAUGUGACGUGUAUUGGGGAGGGACCAGUGGUCCACACCACCCCUCUAGAGCUGGACUGGAACGUCAUCCCUGUACUCACCGAUGUACCCAACGUUGUGACACUGGCCAAUGAGUCUCUCAUCCCAGCCAAGUUCACAGCUCACAUGAUGCGACCUAACACUGUGUUCCGAGUGUCGCCAUCAGAGGGAGAGAUUGCCCCCGAGGAGAUCAUACAGUUGACGGUCACAGCCCAUCUAGAUGACUGCGUCAGAUUCCAAGACAAAUUACAGAUCAACUUCUUGGAAAGUCAAGCUAGACUCAUCCCACUGACAGCAUACGGUCAGGGUACGACCAUCGUGUCCGACCCACCACUCACAUCUGUCCUCAACCUCGGACCCAACUUCAGUAAUCGGCCAUUGAACAAGACAUUCAAGCUGACCAAUUGUGGUCGCCGCCACCAGCAGCUUGUAUGGAGCACUGACGGAUUUGGACCCAUCGGCAAGGCCAAGAAAGAACUAGCUGCCUACAACCCUCUUGAUAUGAAGAAUAGGAACAAGCCCCCUCCAACAGUGCCAGCAAUGCCCAUCUUCAAACUCAACCCCAACAGGAUGGAUCUACCUGCUGGGGAGACGGUCGAGAUGCAUAUGGAGGGAUUUGUCGACAAACCCCAGUUUGUGAGUGAGCGUCUGUUGUGUCACGCAAUCAUCGGGCGACAGGGAGGCAAAGAGCUGGUGAUGAGGGUUGACGUGUCCACUGAUUUUAUCAGUCCACUUCUAGACUUCUCCACCAAGAGUGUGUUCUUCAGGGUGGACAAGCAAUCUGGUGAGGACAUGCACAUGGAGACCAAGCAGCUGGCCAUGAAUAAUGUGUCCAGUCUGCCACUGACCACAGAGCUCACGCUGGAGUAUCCCUUCAGACUGGUCCAGGAAGAUGGCUUGGAGGUCACCGAGAUGGAGGUACACCUUGGAGUUGGUGAACCUUACAAUUUAAAGAUUCGUUUUGAUCCGGCCUACAAGGAUGACCUUCACAUUCGCACUAUCGAUGAGGUUCUCCACAUCACCUACAAGGAACAUCCACAUGUUGAUUACAUUGCCCUGCGUGGAGAGGUGUACUUCCCCAAUUUGGAGUUUGAGAAGACAGUGGUCGACUUCGGCUGCAUCCUCAACGACACAGAGGUGACCCGCUAUGUGAACAUCACCAACAACAGUCCAAUGGAGGUGAAGUACCGCUGGUCAUUCCUUAUUGGCAAUGAGCCAUGUGCGGUCAUCAACCGUCCACCCAAACCCACGAAUGACAUCAUUAUGGAGGAGAACAUGAUGGAUGUUGCUGAUGGAGAGGAAGAGGUGGAGGGAGAGGAGAGAGUACAUGUGGUCAUUGAUGAAGGAGAAGCAAGGUCAGACGAGGAAGGACAACAAGAGACUGACCAGGAGCUGAUCAAGGACAAACAGGGGGGUGAGCCCCGGGACAACCGGGAGGACGAGGAGGACCGACCCGCCUCUCCCAUGUCGGAGGAGGAGCUGGAGAAGGGUCAGCUGGAGCAGGAGGCUGCCCCAGAGGGAGGGGUGAAGAAGGAUGACAUGGAACGUCUUGACCUCCACAGUCGCCUCUCACUUCGCCCAGAGGAGGAAGAUGCCCUCAAGUCUAAUCGGGUCCUCACUGCUCUACUGGAGCGGGACCAGGAGGCUGCCACGCCCAUCGGAGUGGAGGAGGUAUUUGAUAUUUUGCCCUUGUACGGAACUCUUCAACCUGGAGACACAGAACAGAUAACCUUGACCUUUUAUGGCCAUGCUGAUAUCUGGGGUCAGGUGAAGGCCAUCUGUGACAUUGAAGGUGGCCCAACAUAUGAGCUGACAUUGAAGGGAGAAGCAUCCUUGGUUGAGUACACGUUCAAUUGCCGAGACAUUGACUAUGGCAAACAGAUGUAUGACCAGGUGGCAUCUGCCGAAAUAACUCUUAUAAACACAGGCAAAGUAGGAUUUGAGUUCAGCUCUAUCGGCAUGGAUCCCACACUGGCAAAGAGACCCUACCCAGGAAUACCGAUCAUGGUCCCACAUUCAGGCUACAUCGAACCUCUGAGUGAGCAGAAAGUGACUGUCAAGUUCUUGCCCGGAGUACCAGAGAGGUUCCACAAGAACUUCAUGAUCCAAGUAGCCCACUUCGAGCCUGACAUCAUCAACUUGUAUGGUGAAGGUGUGUUCCCCCGGAUAUCUCUGGACCUGCCGAGGCUGAAGGACCCGGACCUCCACUACGAGCUGAUGCUGAAGGAGGCCAAGGAGGGGCUGACGAAAGGGACCAGGAAACUGGACCAUCAUGCAUCAGAGCGACCCACCAGCGCUCUCGCCUACAUGCGCUCACACAGGAUGACUGAACAUGUCGUGCAGCAUGAAUCAGUACCCUCUGACCUUGAGCUCCAGAUGGAGGCUGAACGUAUAGCUGUACGGGACUUUGCCCUGGAGCUGCAGCAGGGGUCAGCCCGAACUGACCUGUACGAGCUGACACCACCCACCAGCAAUGAGAGUCGGGACACUCAUGCUACCGGCGACUCCAAGAGAAACAGAGGGAAGAAGAUGAAGAUGAAGCCUCGACUGCCCGAGUAUAUCCUGGACUUCGGCCAUGUUGUGCUGGGGACAGUGCGGACCCAUGUUGUCCAUGCGACCAACACAGGCUGGUUCCCUGCAUCCUUCCAGGUGGAGCGAGACAACAUCCACCACCACGGCUUCCACAUCGAGCUGGACCGUGUCCGCAACUUGCCAGGUGCCCCAGACCACGAGACUGUCGACUUUGUUGUGUCCUUUGACCCUAGAGGAGCCAAUCUGCAACUGGGGCAAGUGGAGACCAUCGUUCCUAUCAAUAUUGUUACUGGACCCCAAGUUGCCAUCUGCCUGCGGGCUAACGUGACGAUGCCUGACAUGGAGAUAUCGGAUGAUACCCUGGACUUUGGGGAUGUUCGGUGUGGGGAGUGCAAGGUGAUCACAGUGCAGCUGCACAACCAACAGCAGGUGCCCUGUGAGUGGAACUCACUGCUGUCUGACAAGGACAGAAAACAGGCUGACCGCCACAUCCCUAUGCAUCUGAGACGUAAGCUACGGCAGGAGAAGAAGAAGCCGCAGCACUAUGAGAUCAUGCCGCCCACCGGGAUGCUGAUGCCUGGCCAGAGAACCAAUGUCCAGGUCAAGUUCAUGCCUACCGAGGAGAAAUUCUACGAGAAUCGUAUACCAAUCAGGAUUUCCCAGAGCAGUCAAAGGAUCUUAUUGCUGUGUCGAGGUCAGGGUCUGGAGCCUCGUCUGGAGUUUGAUCGCAACCUGGUUGAGUUCGGUCCCAUCCUCCCGCACAGCAAUGGAGAUGAGCAGGAGAUUGUGGUGAAGAACCCAUGCAGCUUCCCAAUAGAGUUCUACAACCUGGAGUGUGACGAGGGCUACCUGGAGGAGGAGAAGGUGCUGCGGCUGAUGAAGGGGUACGACGAGUACAACACCAUCCUGCUCCCUCCUCGCAACCCCGGGGACAAACUGCCAUCUGAGCUGCUUGACCACUACGAUGAGCAAAUGAAGAAGUUGGAGGAAGAGGAGAGAAUCAAGAGAGAAGCAGAGGAGGCAGCUGAAGCAGCUCAGAGAGAACAAGAAGAGAGAGAGAAAGGAGAGCAUGGUGAUGAGGAGGGCAAGGAGCAUGACGACACAGAGCAUGCACCAGUCAUUGUCAUGACAGUACCAUCUCGGGAGCUCACGCCACGGGAACAACCACCAAAGACUCACUCAGAUGAAGAGGAAAAGAUUAAAAAAGAUGAAUCUUCGGAAGAGAGAGACAAGGAGAACACUGUGGGUGUUGGGGAGCUGGAGAUCACGCCAGUGUCGGCUGCCAUUGCCCGACACCUUGGCAUUGACCUUACUCCUGAAGGCAAGGCUGCCCGGAACCGACGAGGCAUCAGCCUCAUUGUACAUGGACCACCGAUGUCAGGCAAAUCCAGCACAGUGGUCAUGCUGGCUAAACGCUACAAGGCAGCCAUACUGUCUGUAGAUGGGGUAGUUCUGGAGGCCAUAUCCAACGGCAACACUCCAUCAGGUCUCAAGGCCAGAGAACUGUGUGCUGAUGCUGCAAGAAGGAAAGCCGAGGAGAUCAAGGGCUUGGAGCCAGACGACCCCGAGAAGACAAAGGCUGGAGGUCUGAGCGUGGAGGCUCUCACGGCCCACACACAGGGAACCAUUCCAGGCACUGGAGUUGUGGGUGGAGCAGCCUCUAUGAUUUCCAACAGGAAGACAAGCACCAUCUCGGAACAGAAAGGCAAGGAGAAGCAUCAUGGUGGCAGCGUCCUGGGAGCCAAGACUGCAGUCAACACAUCCUCCGUAGAUGGAGCCACAGGCAGUCAGGUGCCAAGCAGUCCCCCACCCCUGGCCGCACCCAUCGCCCGCCGUCUGAGUGUCAGUGCCUCGGUGGCUGGAGAAGAGGGGCUGAUGAGCUGUAUCCUGCCUGAGGAGCUGCUGGUGGACCUGCUGGCUGAGAGGAUGCAGCUGGAUGACUGCCACCGGGGUGUGGUGUUUGAUGGGCUGGAGACACUGUUCUCCCAGAACUACCUCACCACAACCAACGCCAUUCUGAAGGCUCUCAACAACCGCCGCUUCAUCUUCUUUGUCACGCUGAAGCUGGACUACAACAUCCUCAAGGAACAGGAGAAGAAAGACAUGGAAGAGAGAGAGAAUCAGGCGCGUCAGGCGGAGGAGCAGGAGCGGCAGAGGCUGGAGGACAUGUCGGAGGAUGAAUAUGAUGCCCUCACUGAUGCUGAGAAGGCCGUUGUGGACAAGAAGAGGCUUGAGAUAAAGAAAGAGAGAAUAAAGAAAGAAGAAGAAAUGGAGAAGAUUAGGAGAGAGAAUGAAGCUCUGGAAGAAGAGAGAAGGAAACAGGAAGAAGAAAUUAAUAAACCAAAGAGACCAAGGAAAGGGAAGGAUGCUAAUAAGGAUAAGGAUAAGGAUAAGGAUAAGAAGGGUGUGGCAAGCAAGGCCGGCACCCAGCCCAGCCAGGAUCGUGUGGGGCAGAAGUCCCAGGGUGGUCAGCGGCCACAUGACAGUGAACACGCCGCCAAGACUGGCUCCAACACAGAGAGACCAGAGUCCCACCAGACUGAGAAGUCAGAUACACAGAUUGAUGACAAGAAGAAGAAGGCCGUCAAGGAUGGAAAGAAGGUUGAUGGUAAGGGCAAAGAGGAAAUUCCCGCUACUGAUGGGGAGAAUAAAGAUGCACUCAAGGAAGCAGAGAUACUUCUCAUGCAGAGGUUCCGAACCUUUGAGCAUGCCCAGAAUGAACUGACCCAUCUCCUGGAGUUCUGGGACCGUACCACCCUGCAAAUCAAACGUCCCCCCACUCCUUCCGAGAAGUCUGAAGAGGAUGGGGCACAGCAUCCUCCAUCAGGGAAGAAGGGCAAGGGGAAAGACAAGCAUGACAAGGAAAAAGAGAAAGAGAAGGAAAGACAAAGACUUGAGAAAGAGAUGGCGGAGAAGGCAGCUAAGGAGGCUGCUCUGGCUGCAGCCCAGGCCGAUGGUGAUAGCCAGGAUGGAGAUCACACUGAUGACCCCAACAAGAAAGUGGAGGACGGAGUUGGCGUGCCCAACAUUCUCAUCAACUGCGCAGACAGGACCGUCCACCCUGGGGAGAAGAUCAUGCGGGGAGAGAAGCUGCCCACAGUGGAAGAGGUUAUGGAUGGCCUUGGCCUGGGGCCCAGGGGACCUCCUAUCCCACCCCCAGCAGAGUUUGCUGUCGUGCCCUACCCAGUGAAGAGGAGGCCACCACCACUGUCAGAGUUUGGAGGACGCUACGCCUUCAUUGCAGCAUCUUCUGAUGACCCGAAUAUUGGCAUUGAUGAGAAGCCCAAGGAUCUGGAACUGGAGGAGGAGAAGUCGGUGACCCCUGAUAAGUUCAAAGAGGAUCAUUCUACACCCACCAAAGGCAAGGGCAAGGGUGGGGACAAGCCCAAGACUGGAACGUCGGAGAAAGGACGCAAGGGUAGCGCUGAUAGAAAGAAACCAGGGAGACGCAACUCCAUGCAGGUGCCAUCCCCACCCCCGGGGGCAACCACGCCCACAUCAGAGGCUGAUGUACAAAGCACAACCGGGGAACCACCGGCUCUCACUGAGCCAAAAACACCAAAGAUCACCAUAUUCCGCUGGGUGGUUCCAGCCAAUAGCGAGGUGGUCCUGAAACUCCGCUUCCAGUCUGAGGAACUGGGCCAAUUUGACCAGACACUCAACUGUGAGAUUGUGGGCACUCGGAGACGCUACCAGCUGUACUGUCGGGGCGUGUGUGCCUUCCCUACCAUCAGUAGAGAACCAAGAAUCGUCUUCCAACAUCGUAAGAAGAACAAGAAGAACGAUGAGAUUGUCAUCAAGAAAUACGUCCUCAUGACUGAGAUCUUUGAGUUUGGGCCACUGCUGGUUGGCAAAUCUAGAGACAGAUACAAGGAAGGUAAAUACCCCGAGAACAUGGAGCAGCUGACAGUCCUGAACACGUCGCCACUGGAGGCCGACAUCAGCUUCUGUUUCCUCAAUGACAGCAAGGCUGAGACAUACCUCCUGGAACCCCCCAACAUGGUCCUCAAGUCAGGAGAGUCCCAGCACCUCACAGUGUGGGCCUACCCCAAGGCUCCGGGGCAGUACAAGGAUGCCAUUGUCUGCUGUGUGAGAGAGAAUCCAGAGCCGAUCAUCUUCAACAUCUCCUGUGAUGGGUUCAAGCCUGAGCUGGAGUUGGAUAAGAAACAACUACACUUUGAUAAAGUGCUCCUGCACAGGAAGGACACCAAGACCAUCUUCCUCCGCAACCCGACCCAGCUGCCGGUAGCGUGGCGACUGAGUGGCCUGGAGAACCUGGGUGAGGACUUCACCGUGGCGGCAGAAAGCGGCGUAGUUGACCCCCUGUCCGAGUACAGUCUCAACGCCUUCUUCCGAGCCAUGAAGCCAGUACAGACCAGCAAGAAGAUGAUCAGGAUGGAGAUCAUGGAUGUUGACAACAUCAUGGGCGUGGUCCACACGGAGCCGAUCCAGGUCCUGGCUGAGGCCUACGACGUGGCCUUGGACAUGAGCUUCCCUAAAGGGACGGAUGGAGGCCUGGACUUUGGCACAAUCCGAGUCUCGGAAGAAACCAAACAGACUUGUAACCUGAAGAACAAGGGCAAAUAUGAGAUAGCUUUCAACUUCGUGUUUGAGAAUGUGGACAAGUCGAACCCUGACGUGACAAGCCUGUUCUCAGUGAUCCCUCAGAAGGGCACCCUCAGCUCGCUUGACCGCCCCACCCAGGUACAGGUCAUCUUCAAGUCCUCCAAGGAGGUAACGGUCAAGGACCAGCCAAUACUCAAGUGUCAGGUCAUCGAGCCGUCACUGGGGGAAGGAGGCGAGAUCAUUGCCAGCAUUCCCGUCAAAGUCUCCGUCAAGUCUGUCUUCAGCAAAUACCACAUCCUACCAAUGAACGACAUCAACUUCGGGUCCCUGCUGAUACAGAGCAAGAAGACCCGUCAGUUCACCAUUGAGAACAAGGGGGAGUUUGACUUCAAGUACACCAUCACCAAGCUGGUGAAGGAAUCUCCACACCAGGCCGGCAAUGCCAAGAACAGACCACCAGUAAAGGGAGAUAAGCGAACCAAGUCUCGAGAUGGGUCCAGCUCGGGACGCUCCGUGGCCAAACCGCGGAGAGCUGAGUCGAUCAGUGAUCAAAAUAGCAGGGCCCAGCUUCCUGGCACCCCCGUCCAGAGAUUAGGGGGCUACCUGCCCUACUUCGGCAAUCGGAGACACACCAUCUUCAGGCAAGAUGCUGGCACUGGACAGUCGCGUCUACAGCUGGGCAUGUUCACCAUCUUCCCUGCGUUUGGCAUCAUUCUUCCUAACGGUCAUCAGAGCAUCACUGUGGACUGUGUUGCUGAAAACCAGGGCCGGUCAGAUGAGGACAUCAGUAUUGACAUCACUGAGCGCAACCCCUCAGAUCACCUAGGUGGCAUCCCAUACAAGCUGUUGGCAGAGGCUUGUAUUCCUGCCAUCAAUGUUGAUGAUGUUGGCUCCAUCUUUGAGGAGCACCGCAUCUGCAGGAACCUCAGCGUGUGGCAACAUCUGAACCAGGUGGAGAGUGGUGGCGUCUAUGGAGAAGAGGAGAAGAAGUUUGUUUUCAACAAUGUCAUUGUUGGCCGCCGUGCUAAGGCCAGGUUCAAGAUCUCCAACACCAACAAGGUUCCCUGUGAUGUUGUGUUCACACUCAAGCCGAUUCUCACCAAGGGAGCUCCCAAGGUCCUAGACAUAUUUGAGGUGGAGCCAAGUCGGACCCAGAUAGCCAAUCACAGCCACUCUUACAUCACCAUCACAUUCACGCCACCAUCCAUGCAGUCCUACAGUGCCACAUUUGAAGCCUCCAUCGAAGGCUCAAACCAGAACAAAGGGAGAUCACUGGUGUUUGAGGUGUCAGGCGAGGGCAACCUUCCAAGAAUCAGCAUUUCUAAGCCAUCCAUCAGAAACAAGAGAGGACAACCCUUGUUGUUAUUCAAGAGGAUACUGCUAGGGAGAACAGAGGCCCUCCCAUUUGUACUGCGCAAUGAUGGCACUCUACCCAGCAAGGUUGACAUUGAUCUGAGUGACCCAGAGGAACUCUUCACCCUCAAGCCUACUGGUGAGACUCGGGCCAUCAUAGGAGACUUCAGCAGUGGUGAUGAUGGGGCCAGGAAGCGGCCACACACAGCCUCCGUUGUCGUAGGUAUAGGAGAGGAGGCAACAUUCGAUGCUAUCUUCAAACCCAAGGCAGCAUAUCGGUCACAGGCUCAGAUCCGCCUCUCUGUCAUAGACAACCAGUAUGAGGACUCAGUCAUUCUGCUGGUCGGGGAGGGUUACGAGGAUGACAUCACCCUGGAUAACAUCCAUAGUGUCAGUGGUGCUAUUGACCCUGAGCAUGAUGAGGGCAACAUGGCAGAAGAUGAUGUUGCAGCUGCCAAGCCAAACCUUAUCAAGUUUGGUUUAUGCUUCAUCAAUGAACCACGAACUCUGACGUUCUCGAUGAUGAACCACUCCAAGACGGACUGCGUCCGCUUCCAGUGGCCAGAUCAAGUCCCCCUCACAUUCUCCCCCAAGACUGGCCACCUCCAUGCUGGCUGUUCCAAGGACAUCGCCGUCACCUUCAAGGCAGAGACACCCAAAACACUCACAGAACAGCAGGUCAUGUGUAAAGUCUCCAAGAUCACCUUUGAGAAACCGAUGGACCAAGUCCCUGACUGGGAUGACAGGAUUCGGACCGUGAAGUGGGUGGAGAACCCCACGACCCCGAGCCCUGCUGACAGCAAUGCAAAGUCCCAGCCUCCGACACCCCACCAACCUCGUCCUGCCAAGAAGAAGAUCGUGGAGACCGAGCCCGAGCCAGCCUUCACCGAGGUGGCCGAUACUGUACGAUCACUGGAGCUGUUGGUGUCUGGUGUGUCGGACAACUGCAAGUACAAGUGCAAGGCCGAGUCUGUCCACUUCAAGGACACCCUGAUGUUCCAGACAAGAGUUUAUAACAUCACGCUGAGCAACAAGGGUCAAGUUCAGAUGGACUACAGCUGGCAGGUUGUGAUGGACAGCUUCACGCCAUCCCUACAGCGGGCGGUCACUUUCAUGUCCGAGGGAGAAAGACCAGAGUCUAGAGUGGACGUCAUCGACUCAACAUAUGUUCCCUUCUCCAUCGAGCCCCAGUUCGGCACCAUCCAGCCAGGGAAGAAGGCGACCUGUACCAUCAAGUUCUCUCCCCUGGAUGUCAGUGACUACGAGGGCAGAUUGGUCUGCAGCAUCCCCAACUUGGAGAAGUCGGAGCAGGGGCCAGUGGUCGGCAUCAAGGGGCGCAGUAUCAUGCCUUACUGUCACUUCGAGCUGGCCGACUCUGACUACAUCACAGGGGCCAAGCGGAACCCCGAGCUGCGAGGACCAGGAGGAGCACCCCCAGGAUCUACCCUGGACCCCAGCACCAGGGUCAUGGAGUUCAGCUGUGUGGGGGUUGGAGUCAGGAGUAUUAGAGAGUUCGGGAUUGUCAACCCAACAAGUCACACGUAUCACUUUGAGUGGGUGUGCGAGGAUGAGCAGGACCCCAAGACGCCAUCAUGUUUCCGAUGUUUGGCCCAGAAAGGAGAGAUUAGGAGUGGUCGCAAGUUCAGGGCUGGGUUUGAGUUUGUGUCUAGUCAGACAGACAUUGUUGAAUCGUUCUGGAGGUUUGUGAUCCCUGAUCAGAACAUCUCCGUACCCUUCCUCCUAGUGGGCAACACUCAAGAACCUGACAUCGUGAUGGACAGAUCCCACCUCAGCUUCAAGUCACUGCUGAUUGGCCGGGAAGCAGAGGAGCAGGUGUAUCUCAUCAAUGGGGAGGACACGCCCUUCAGCUUCUCAUUCGUGGAGGACUCUUGUCACUCAGAAGGAUACUCCUCCCACAUCCAGGUCCAGCCAAUGAGUGGUGUCAUCCCAGCAAAGUCAAAGGUACCGGUCAGUCUGUUCUUCUCCCCCAACUCGGACAAGGAGGUCAACUUCAACCUGGUGUGUAACAUCAAGAAGAAGGUUCAGCCAGUGACCCUCAACGUGAAGGCGGAGGGCUACUCCAUGAGCUGCACCCUCUUGUGUGAGGACUCCGCUGGCAACAGGGUGGAACUGUCAGAGAAGGGGCUCAAUGAGAUUAACUUUGGAGAGAUUGAGAUCAACGAGCAAGCUAUCAGAAACUUGUUCAUCCUCAACUCGGGCAAGUUCAACUUUGACUACAAGUGGGAGCUGAACGAAAGGUCCACCAAGAAGGAUGUUGUUACGAUCACCCCGGUCAGUGGGGGCGUCCUGCAUGGAGAGAAACAGAAGUGCAUGCUCAGCUUCUGUCCCCCCAGCCGAAUGUCACUACGAGGCUGUGAACUGGCUCUCAAGAUAUCACACGGUCCUACCUAUCCCAUGAGUAUUGUCGGUCUGGGCGUCACCCCCGGCCUUCACUUCUCCUUCCAUUCCUUCAACUUCGGCAACUGUUUCAUCCACCGGGCCGGGAUGCCAGACCAUACAACCACACUCAAGCUCACCAACAAGGACAGCAAGGAAAUCAGCAUCGACUGUCUGUAUGAACCGACCAAUCAUCUGCAUCACAACUUUGAGGCUGGAGUCGUUGCCCCUGGACAGUCAGUAGAUGUGACCUUCACCUUCUACCCAAGGGAGACAAUGAGAUACCAUGAGGUGGUCACGUUUGAAAUCAAUGGUCUCUCAAAGCAAAGUGUGGAAUUUGUUGGGCAGGGAACAGAAAUGAAAAUUGAGGUAGCAGACCCCAAACACAAGAUUGUCAACCUCGGUCCAAAAUAUGUUGGUGAUGUUGUGAAGAAGUACAUCCCGAUUGUCAACAACAGCCCUGCUGCCAUCACCUUCAACCUUGCCCUCACCCCCACAGCCCCCGCCCUGCAGCAGCCGGACGUCCUCAGUGUCUCCCCCACCCAGCCCAUCCGACUGAGUCCCCGAGGGGGCACCUGCAAGGUGGAGAUUGUCUUCAAGCCCAAGUCCAGGAUACCACAGUUCACAGAGGAGGUGAUGCUGGAGUGUGCUGGGCUGUACCAACCCCUGUUUGUGGUGAAGGGGUCAUGUUUGGGCAUGGAGAUCGCCCUGGACACAGAGGGUAUUCCCUUCGGCACCGUGGUGCAGCGCAGUCAGAGCACCCGCAAACUGGUCAUGUGCAACACUGGAGACAUGAACGCCAAGUUCCGAUGGGAUGCCAAGCGUUUUGAGCCUGACUUCUCCAUCACCCCGGCAGAGGGCUACAUCACGUCGGGUAUGGAGGUGACUUUCGAUGUCACCUUCCACCCCCAGGAGGUCAAUCAGGACAUCAGAUAUGACAAACUACGUUGCUUCCUGGAGGGGGGGCCCCACAAACCAGUGACCUUGACCCUGACUGGCAUGUGUACCGGGGUGGGUCCCAGUAAGGAGAUUCAGCACUUCGCCACCCAUGUGAGGCAGAAGGAUACGCGCAGCAUCGCCAUUGCCAACCGGACUAACCAAAACUGGCUGCUCAAGCCAGUCAUCGAUGGAGAGUUCUGGUCAGGACCGGUCACCAUAGCUGUGGAACCCCAACAGACCAAGUCAUACGAGCUGACAUACAAACCGCUGACCAUGACCACUGAAAACAAGAGACACACAGGUACAAUCUUCUUCCCACUACCGGAUGGGACAGGACUGAUGUAUAACCUGACCGGAGCAGCAGAGCCUCCGAAACCCAACGGCCGGAUCCAGCGAGAUGUUCCGUGUAAGACGUCCUACGUGGAGAUCAUGCCUGUACAGAACUGGAUCAAGAGGCCGCAGAGAUUCCGAGUGAAGACAGAGUCCAUCAAGCCUGACAGGUUGGACCCUGGCACCACAGUGAAGGGCAUGGAGUACAUGGACGUCCCAGCCAACAGCAAGAAAGACUACAAGCUGGCCUUCUACGCCUUCAGGGAGGGAACCACCACACUCAAGGUGACAUUUGUGAAUGAGCAGACCAGUGAAUAUCAGUAUUACGAAGUGACAUUCCGGGCCACCAAGCCAGGCGUUCUUUCCUCCAUUGACCUGUCUACCCCUGUGAGACAGAGUGUCCACCACACCGUGAAGAUAGACAACCCCCUCACCUACCCUGUGACCUUCUCCGUCACCUGCAACAUCCCUGAGGUCCUCAUGCCCACACAGCUGCAGAUACCUGCACAGUCAGAGGGUCGCUUCAACUUUGAGUAUCAGCCAUUGAAAGCAGGAGACAUUCAAGGUCGGUUGGAGUUCAACUGCAGUGACCUCGGCCUGUACAUGUAUGACCUCAACCUCAAGUCAACACCUGGUGGUCCAGAGAAAGCAUUGUACUUCAGGACGUGUCUUGGACAAACACAGAUUCAGAUGGCCAAAUUCCUCAACUUUGCCAAACAGAAGACGGACUAUGUCUGCAAGGUGGACAACCCUGACUUCCAUGUGGACAAAACACUCACUGCCGCCCCGGGCUCCACUGGAGGUACCGAGGUCGCUCUCGAGGUCAUGUUCGAGCCAUCCAAACUGGGAGAACACCGUGGCAUAAUAACAGUGUCCUCACCAAUCGGAGGAGAAUACACCUUCCCUCUGUUUGGUACGUGCAUCCCUCCCAAACCUCAAGGUCCGUUCCUGGUGAAGGCUGGUUCCUCCACACCCAUCAUAUUCCGCAACGUCUUCGGCAGCAACACCCCUUUCACCUUCCAGGUAGACAACGAGCACUUCGGCCUGGCCAAGCAGGGGGAGACUAUCCGAGCUCAUAAGGAUCAUCGUAUUAUUGUCAACUUCGACCCUGGCGAGAGUGGUCCAAAAGCUGUGAUGAUGGGGAAACUGACUGUCACAUGUGCUCGGUCAGCCGGUGGCAAUUCUAGUGUCCAGUGGGUGUUUUACCUCAAGGGGUUGACGCCAUGAAGCGGACAUGUGUAGUGUGAUUGACUUUUUGUGUGUACAUAUUUUGUUUCCAGUUGUUAAUAGUGGCUACAAGUACUUGUCAGAUAUAUAACAUUCCAACACAAAUCAUAUGUUAUUUAUAUGAAACAGAUAUUCCGUCCAGGUUUAUUUUUCAUACUGUGAUAAAAUAGGACUGAAUGUGUUUGAGAAUUUAUUUAUAAUUUGUAUGCAUAUACCACAAAUGUUGCUCCCAGUUGAGUUUUCUGGUUUUAUUGGAAUGAAUAUGAAACAUUUCUCUAAAAUCAACCAAGGAUUUACAUUUUUACGUUAUAUACAAAAGAUAAUAUGAACUUUGUUACUAAAUACAAUUGUUCUAUACUUAUGUAUUUGUUGGUAAGAAAACAUUUGUCAGUGCUUGAACACAAUACAAAAAUGACCCAAAGACAAUAAAGUAUUUGAAAUAAAUAUUGAUAAAAUAUUUAACACCCAAGUAAGACAGCAGAAUUCAUUCGUCAGCACUAUUCUUGAAACUAACAACAAAGAAUCAAUUCUGUAAUGCAUUUGACAACAAAUAUUUUUAACAGUGCAUAAUGAACAGGCAGAGAACCUAUACUUGUUGAAAUCCUUUCAUGUGAAAAUAAUGAGUGGCUCCCAGAUUUACAAUAAGCUGUGAAGGUCUGGAUUGCCCCUUAGUAUUUGUGACAAGUGCAGCUUGAUGAAGUGUCUGCGAUGUGUUAUUCAUCCAAUAUUUGUACAUUUCUGUAAUAUAUUAAAUAUAUUUCCUGAAA
Molecule: messenger RNA, 16601 nt
Organism: Haliotis rufescens (red abalone)
Lineage: Eukaryota; Metazoa; Mollusca; Gastropoda; Lepetellida; Haliotidae
Product: hydrocephalus-inducing protein homolog
Exons: 86
Coding region: 85-15834 (5249 amino acids)
Biological process (GO): axonemal central apparatus assembly; cilium movement
Cellular component (GO): axoneme
Source: RefSeq, a predicted model, not a curated record